AUGACCGCAGUCAUUGACAGAGACGUCGUGACUUCGGUCUCCACGUCAAACAGCGGCGACGCUACGCCCACAUCAUCCGGCACGUCCAUCAAAGGGAAAGGCCGCCAGCGGCUGCUUCGCGGCCUUCAACGAAUAUCCUCCUCGCCCUCGUUGAAUGGUCUUCGUCGUUCGAGGUCAGCGAGCAGCCCGUACAGCACCAGGGCCUCACUCUCUUGUGUGAGCCUCGCUGCCGUCGCGCCUCCCCAGACUCCGUCCACUGCCAGAUCGUCCACUCCUCAACCGUCACCACUGGGCCUGCCGAGCGCCCCGGUUUCCCUCUCACAGGCCUCGACCCACGAGUUUCCCUUAUACGACAACACCCAAGGCCAGCUGUCUGUCCGUAAGGUUGACAACAUUGACCCGAAUAGGCCGCCGCCGACUGCGACCGUUCCUGCCGGCGUUGCCUUUGCCAAACACGAAGCGUCCGCCAAAGCACAGGCGGUGGUAAAAGCACACCCUAAGCCUGCGUUCCCGUUUUGGGAAAAGAUGCCGCACGAGCUCCGGGUCCAGAUAUUCUCGUUUCUAGGACCCAAAGAGCUUGUCCGAUCCUCUCGAGUGAGCAAGUCUUUUUACAGGUUUUGCUUUGACGGGCAGCUUUGGACGUCGCUGGAUGCUUCCGAAUUCUAUCAGGACAUUCCGGCCGAGUCGCUGUCCAGAAUCAUCGUGGCUGCUGGUCCAUUCAUCAAGGAUUUGAACCUUCGAGGCUGCGUGCAAGUCGAGCACUAUAAGCGGACAGAAGUCAUCGUCAAAGCUUGCAGGAACCUGAUGAAUGCUACUCUGGAAGGCUGCCGAAACUUUCAAAAGAGCACUCUGCACACCCUGUUGAGGGCCAACGACAAGCUAAUCCAUCUCAACUUGACAGGCCUGUCGGCCGUGUCAAACACGUCUUGCAAAAUCAUCGCCGAAUCAUGCCCACAGCUAGAAACAUUGAACGUGUCGUGGUGCGACAAGGUGGAGGCCAAGGGAAUCAAAGCUAUUGUCGAAUCAUGCCCCAAACUGAGAGACCUAAGGGCUGGCGAAGUCCGUGGCUUCGAUGAUAUUUCGACUGCCGAGACUAUUUACAACACCAACAAUCUGGAGCGUCUUGUUCUUUGCGGAUGUGUCGAGCUGACCGAUGACGCCCUCAAGGUCAUGAUGCAGGGCACCAGCCCGGAAAUCGACAUUCUCACCGACAGACCCAUUGUUCCUCCACGGAAACUAAGACAUCUCGACCUGAGUCGAUGCAACCGCCUGUCCAGCGCCGGCGUCAAAGCCAUUGGAUACGCCGUGCCCGAACUACAAGGCCUCCGACUUUCUGGGUGCAAAACGCUCACUGAUGCGGCGCUCGAGCCCAUCCUAGCAUCCACGCCUCGGCUUACACAUCUUGAGUUGGAGGAUCUCGAAGACCUCACGAACGCUCUCAUGUCUGAACACCUUGCCAGGGCCCCCUGUGCAGACACCUUGGAGCAUCUUUCAAUUAGCUACUGUGAAAACAUUGGCGAUGUCGGCAUGUUACCCGUACUCCAAAAAUGCCUACGCCUGAGGAGCAUUGACAUGGACAACACACGGAUCAGCGAUCUCUCCUUGGCAGAAGCCGCAGCCAUGGUCAAUAAGCGCUCACAGAGAUGGCCUCGGGCCAAUGACCGGCCGGAGGUUACCCUACAGCUGGUCGUGUACGACUGUCAAAACGUAACGUGGACCGGCAUCCGAGAAGUUCUGUUUCGAAACGCCCAUGUCAAACCAGCUGCGGGAGAGCCGGGGAAAGUGACAUAUCCCACAGAGGUUAUUGGCCUGAAGUGCUUCUACGGCUUUCAGAUGACGGUCGACGAGCAUCAGAAGCGUGUGCUGCGAGGAGACUUCUCGUCUGCCGGCAGGCUGGAGAGGAAAUGGGCAGACUACAUGCAAGCAAACGAGGAGGUCGGAAUGGGAGGCGCAGGACAACGACGACGGAGACGACGCGCCAGAGAGGCCCAUGCUCAACACCUGAAUGAAGAAGACGGCGGCCUUGUGGGCCGCCGACGAGCACGAACAAUGGGAGCUUGUUCGAUGAUGUAA
This is a messenger RNA of Metarhizium album ARSEF 1941, 2073 nucleotides long. RefSeq names its product F-box/LRR repeat containing protein 2. Bases 1 to 2073 code for a protein of 690 amino acids. Gene Ontology annotation, cellular component: SCF ubiquitin ligase complex. Gene Ontology annotation, molecular function: protein binding. The record is from RefSeq and is a predicted model, not a curated record. Gene Ontology annotation, biological process: SCF-dependent proteasomal ubiquitin-dependent protein catabolic process. The transcript has a single exon. Lineage: Eukaryota; Fungi; Ascomycota; Sordariomycetes; Hypocreales; Clavicipitaceae.